AUGAGUCGCCAGCUGAACAUCAAGCCUGGUGGUGACAAGGGUGGCUUCAGUGGGCGCUCAGCCGUGGUGCUGAGGAAGGCUGUGGGCAGUAUGGCUUCUUGCCGUGCCGCUGGCAAAGGACCUGGGGCUGGCUUCAGCAGUCGGAGCCUCUAUAGUCUUGGAGGGAAUCGGUGUAUUUCCUUCAAUACGGCUGGCGGUGGUGUUUGGACUGGAGGUUACAGCUUUGGGCCUGGCUCUGGAUAUGGAGGGGGCCGGGCGACUGGCUUUGCGGGCAGCAUGUUUGGCAGUGUGGCCUCGGGGCCCGUGUGCCCAUCCAUGUGCCCACCCGGGGGCAUCCACCAGGUCACCAUCAACAAGAGCCUCCUGGCCCCCCUCAACGUGGAGCUGGACCCUGAGAUCCAGAGAGUGCGCACCCAGGAGCGGGAGCAGAUCAAAGCUCUGAACAACAAGUUCGCCUCCUUCAUCGACAAGGUGCGGUUCCUGGAGCAGCAGAACCAGGUGCUGGAGACCAAGUGGGAGCUGCUACAGCAGCUGGACCUGAACAGCUGCAGGAAGAACCUGGAGCCCAUCCUCGAGGGCUACAUCAGCAACCUGCGGAAGCAGCUGGAGAUGCUGUCCGGGGACAGGGUGCGGCUGGACUCGGAGCUGCGGAACGUGCGGGACGUGGUGGAGGACUACAAGAAGAGGUAUGAGGUGGAGAUUAAUCAGCGCACAACAGCUGAGAAUGAGUUUGUGGUGCUCAAGAAGGAUGUGGAUGCAGCCUACACGGUCAAGGUGGAGCUUCAGGCCAAAGUAGACUCUCUGGAUAAAGACAUCAAGUUCCUCAAGUGUUUGUAUGACGCGGAGAUGGCCCAGAUCCAGACUCAUGCCAGUGAGACCUCUGUUAUCCUGUCCAUGGACAACAACCGGGAUCUGGACCUGGACAGCAUCAUCGCCAAGGUCCGAGCUCAGUAUGAGGAGAUCGCCCUGAAGAGCAAGGCAGAGGCUGAGGCCCUGUACCAGAGCAAGAUCCAAGAGCUGCAGCUGGCAGCCGGCCGGCACGGUGAUGACCUCAAACACACCAAGAACGAGAUGUCAGAGCUGAACCGGCUCAUCCAGAGGAUCCGGUGUGAGAUUGCCAAUGUGAAGAAGCAGUGUGCCAACCUGGAGACGGCCAUCGCCGAUGCCGAGCAGCGGGGCGACAGUGCCCUGAAGGAUGCCCGGGCCAAGCUGGACGAGCUGGAGGCCGCCCUGCACCAGGCCAAGGAGGAGCUGGCCCGGAUGCUGCGGGAGUACCAGGAGCUCAUGAGCCUGAAGCUGGCCCUGGACAUGGAGAUCGCCACCUACCGCAAGCUGCUGGAGGGCGAGGAGUGCAGGAUGUCUGGUGAGAAUCCAUCGUCUGUGAGCAUCUCUGUCAUCAGCAGCGGUGGAAACAGUUACUACCACCCCAGCACCUCUGGCAGUGCUGACACGGGGCCCAGUGGCCUGGCGGGCAGCUCCAGCAGCACUUGGGCCGGACAGUCCAGGGCCAAAGGGGCACGAGUGGGAGACCUCAAGGAUGCCCGGGGCAAGAGCGCCCCCUCCAGGAAAGCUACCCGAUAA
This is a messenger RNA of Puma concolor (puma), 1581 nucleotides long. It is a transcript of the gene KRT74, whose product is annotated as keratin 74. Gene Ontology annotation, cellular component: keratin filament. Lineage: Eukaryota; Metazoa; Chordata; Mammalia; Carnivora; Felidae. The record is from RefSeq and is a predicted model, not a curated record. Gene Ontology annotation, molecular function: structural constituent of skin epidermis. Gene Ontology annotation, biological process: intermediate filament organization; keratinization.